GGCGGAGUGUCAUGGUUAAUAUGUAACUCUCAGAGCACACUUGCACUUUGUUUCUCCAAAUAAUAGAUGGAGCUUUCAGAAGUAAUCUCACACUAGCUGAAUGGUUGUGCAACCAAACCUCAAAAAUAUGGUGGCACACAAAAUGAAGAUGGGACUUAUUUUAUUUGUAACCUGCAUGUUCUUCCUCGCUCCUGUCCACCAAGCGCACCUUCCAAGUGCCACCAUCUCAGAUCUUUCCCUCAAAAAUAUGGACUUUGCCAUGAACCUAUACAGAAAAAUAUCCAGCUAUCAUGACAAGAAUAUCUUUUUCUCCCCUCUGAGCAUCUCCACAAGCUUUGCUGCUCUUUUAAUGGCCACUGGUGGUGUCACACGCGAGGAAAUACUGAAAGGACUCAACCUGGAGCAGCUGGAGCAGGCUGACCAGCCAGAACUUAUCCCAGCUCUCUUUCAACUUCUUCGUGAGACCAUCACACAGAAUGGAUCGCUGAAACUGGACCAAGGCAUGGCCCUCUUUUCGUGCCAGCACUUUGUGAUCGAAAAAGUAUUCAAAGAUCAAAUCAAGACAUUUUUUGACGCUGACAUCAAAAGUGUAGACUUUGCGGACACAACGGGGAGCAUCAGCUUCAUCAAUGAGUAUUUCAAGAACAAGACUCUGGACAAAGUGGCAGAGAUGAUUUCCAACCUAGAUCCACUGACCCAACUCAUGUUAAUCAACACAAUUUUCUUCCAGGGAUCCUGGCAGAAGCCUUUCAACCCCGCUUUUACCGAAAAUUCACCGUUCUACAUUGACAACUAUAAUAUUGUGCAAGUGCCGACAAUGUUUUUAGAGGAUAAGUUCUACUCAAUGGAAGAUGUUCCUCUUGGUGCUAAAGUGUUGAAGCUACCAUAUCAGGAAGGUGUUUCCAUGCUUAUCCUGCUACCAAACAAAGACAUGGACUACAAUGUAAUCGAUGAUGGGAUCACUGCUAAGAGGUUUCUCAGCUGGAUCAAAAAUCUGCAAAAAAUCAAACUGGAAGUCAACAUGCCCAAAUUCAAGAUGGAAGAGUCGUAUUCCCUGCAUAAUCUUCUGCCAGAUAUGGGCAUGGCCAGUAUCUUCAGCAAUUCAGCCAAUUUGACAAAGCUGAGUAAGGAAGAACCUCUCAAAGUGUCGGAGGUUCUGCACAAGGCUGUGAUUGAGGUGGACGAGACAGGAACUACUGCAGCAGCUGUCACAGUAACUGGCAUUAUUCCAUAUUCCUUACCCAGGACCUUCACUGUCAACAGGCCGUUUUUCUUCUUCAUAUACCAUGAAGCCACAAACUGUCUGCUGUUCAUGGGCAGGGUGAUAGACCCUACCAAAAACUAGCAGUCAUGACUUGCUUGUUUGAGCAGGUAACAAUGUGUUUCUUAAGGCUUUUAAAUGGCUGUUUUGAUGCAACUUUAAAAAAAAAAAAAAAAAAAGAUUAAACGUUGUGCUGUUCUGUUCUUUUAGCCUGUCUAAUGUGAUCCCUAUAAUAAAGAACUAACAUUAUGGUGCCUCACUUUG
Molecule: messenger RNA, 1525 nt
Organism: Anoplopoma fimbria (sablefish)
Lineage: Eukaryota; Metazoa; Chordata; Actinopteri; Perciformes; Anoplopomatidae
Product: protein Z-dependent protease inhibitor-like
Exons: 5
Coding region: 101-1345 (414 amino acids)
Biological process (GO): blood coagulation; negative regulation of endopeptidase activity
Molecular function (GO): serine-type endopeptidase inhibitor activity
Source: RefSeq, a predicted model, not a curated record